CCUUCCUUUGCUCUCUAACAAAGCCUGUUUAGUCACCACUGGCAACCAUGGUUGUACUUUCGUCUCCAAGGGCACUAGCAAGCCUCUUACUUCUCACAGCCAUCCCAGUGACUGUGUUGUUCCUGCCCUUCACAAACGCUCAAAAUGCGACCGACACCAUCAGCAAAGAUCCAUUAGGAGUGCGCGCUUUCAUUGAAAAAGCAAUGGCUGCCAACGGUGUUCCAGGGAUGAGCGUAGCGAUCUUUCACAAGGACCGUAUAAUUUUUUCUGAAGGGUUCGGGAAACGAAAUAAUAAAGAUCCAUUUCAAGUCGACACUUUGGCACCGAUUGGCUCCAUCACAAAGUCCUUCACAGCAGCAUCAGUUGGGGAGUUGGUAGCCGAAGGCAAGAUGGAUUGGGAUACUACUCCAAUUUCCAAAUACCUCCCUGAAUUUCAGGCGCAGGAUCCGGUAGUCGAUUCGCAACUCACAGCAAUCGAAAUGCUAUCACAUCGAACAAAUUAUCUGUCAUAUGACUUAAGUUGGAUUAGGACGAAUACUACGAGACGCGAGCUAAUCAAACGCUUAAAAAAUGCUGUGGUUGACCGCAAAAUGCGCACAAGAUUGCAGUACAACAAUGUGAUCUAUUCCGUCAUAGGCGAGGCUGCUGCUAACGUUGCUAAAACCAGUUGGGAGAAACUAGUCGACAGCAAGGUGGUCAAGCCUCUGGGGCUUAAAAAUACUGGUUACGGACAAAUGGGGAUGAGGAGACAGUCUAACAAUCACGCUCUCGCACACUUUGCAUACUCGUUUGACGACUUGAUCAAUGGUAAAAUAGAGAUCAAGGACCUAGAUCCUAUAUAUAUGGCUCGUGCGCCUGCUGGCGACAUGUUCUCUAAUGUUUUGGAUCUGAUUCGUUGGGGCCAAGUGAUCAUGAACUCUGGACAGUUAAACGGCAAGCAAGUACUGAGCAAGGAGAGUAUUGAAAGGAUGGUCACUGGACACACAUACGCUCCUAACCCUGACCCUGAUUUUGCUCCUACACGUGCGUAUGGUUUGGGCAUGGGGAUCUCCAGCUACAAAGGCAAAACGUUUUUUUCACAUAGCGGAGGGGUUUCGGGCUUCCAGGCGAAUCUUCUCAUCUUUCCGAACGAUAAGGUGAUCAUAGCUUCGUUAUCAAACAUCCUCCCUUCGACCCCUGCCACGUACCUCCCAUAUUACAUUGCCGAUCAUCUCUUUGGAUUGCCUACAACAAAGGAUUGGUUGGCCGAAUCGGUCCGAGAGAACAAAUUAUACUAUGAAUUCGUGCAAGAUGAGCUGAAGGGUGCUUCUCUCCCACCCCAAAUCAGAGACAAGCCGCCAACUCGGCCCUUGAUCGAUUUUGCCGGGACAUAUGAGAACCCUAUUCAUGGCUCCAUCACGAUUCGGUUAGAGUCUGAAGGAGGAAAGGGGGAAUCACUGUUUUUCAAUAUUAACCAAUUCGACAGCAAGAUGGACCAUUACCACUACGACUCCUUCAAGUUUAUCCUCAAUGACGAUGGAAUCGUAAUUUCAACGCUCUUGACUUUUCAGACUAACGCUGAUGGCAAUAUAUCAUUCCAAGUCAACUUCCCUGAGGGCCUGUGCCAAUUUGAAAAGGCCAACUUAUAGGCUCGGACAUGAGUGAGGAUGUAGUAACAAUGAAGACACAUGAUCUAAAC
Molecule: messenger RNA, 1678 nt
Organism: Lobosporangium transversale
Lineage: Eukaryota; Fungi; Mortierellomycota; Mortierellomycetes; Mortierellales; Mortierellaceae
Product: beta-lactamase/transpeptidase-like protein
Exons: 4
Coding region: 48-1628 (526 amino acids)
Source: RefSeq, a predicted model, not a curated record